CAUUACCAUAUAGUUCUUACUUUACAUUUCAUUUCAUCAUCACGCAAAGAAUUCCACACACAUUUCAUUUCAUCUUCCCCCAUCCCCAUCGCCAUCAACACAUCUCUUUCCUCUUCCACCCAACCGUACUUCCCGCACUUUCCCAAUUUUACUCGCACACUUCAUAAGCUUCACCUUCUUCUUCUUCUUCAAUUCUAACUAUAAUAAUUCUUGUUUAUUUCCUUUUUAGUUUACUUAUACCUAAUUUGCUAUGUUCAUUUUAGUUAAUUUCCACCAUGAUUGCUUCGGUGUACACUUUCCUGAUCUUUGGGGAACAACUCAAGCUCAGUAAUUACUAAUUCGUUUUUUACUGUUGUUGAUUUUUAGAAUUAGUUCUGUUUGUAUGAAAUUGUAAUUGUAAUUGUAAUUGUGAAUUGUGAUUAUGGAAGCUUUUCAUAUGUACGGUAUGGAGGGUGGUUCCUCUGAUCUAAGGAUUACGGGGAAAAGGUCUUUAGAAUGGGAUUUGAAUGAUUGGAAAUGGGAUGGUGAUGUUUUCGUAGCUUCUAGGAGGUUAAGUCCUGUGCCUGAGCACAGGCAAUUUUUACCUCUUCCCGGUGGUGGUUCAUCUAACUCAAAUAGUUCAUCUUCUUGUUCUGAAGAUUUAGAUCUUGGGAACAAGGAAGGUGAAAGGAAAAGGAGGGUUAUUGUUGUGGAGGAUGAACUAAGUUUGAAUAAGGAAGCUGGUAGUCUUAGCUUAAAGAUUGGUGGUGGUAGUGCUCAAAUUGCUACAUGGGAAGGAAACAGUGGGAAGAAAAGUAGAGUAGCUGCUGGUGGUACUUCAAGUAGAGCAUUUUGUCAGGUCGAGGAUUGUCGUGCGGAUCUCAACAAUGCUAAAGAUUAUCACAGACGUCAUAAAGUUUGUGAGAUUCACUCAAAGGCCUGUAAAGCCCUUGUUGGAAACACCAUGCAGCGGUUCUGCCAACAAUGUAGUAGGUUUCACAUGCUUCAAGAGUUUGAUGAAGGAAAGAGAAGCUGUCGAAGACGUUUGGCAGGCCAUAAUAAAAGAAGGAGGAAAACAAAUCAGGAUGCAGUUCCUAAUGGAAGUCCCCUGAACGAUGAUCAGACUAGUAGUUAUCUGUUGAUAAGUUUAUUGAAGAUACUUUCAAAUAUGCAGCCUGACAGGACAAAUCAGACCGCAGAUCAGGAUCUGCUAACUCAUCUUUUAAGGAGUCUUGCUAAUCAGAAUGGUGAACAAGGGGCAAAGAACUUGUCUAACCUUUUACGGGAACCGGAGAAUCUGUUGAAAGAAGGGUCUUCAUCUGGGAAGUCGGAGAUGAUUUCUACUUUAUUUACUAAUUGUUCUCAAGGUUCUCCAACUGUUACAAGACAGAAUCAAACUGUUUCUAUUAGUGAAAUUCAACAUCAAGUGAUGCAUGCACAUGAUGCUAGGGCUGCUGAUCAACAAACCACAUCUUCUGCAAAGCCCAGUGUUUCAAAUAGCCCUCCAGCUUAUUCAGAAGCCAGAGACAGUACUGCUGGGCAGACCAAGAUGAAUAAUUUUGAUCUGAAUGACAUCUAUGUUGACUCAGAUGACGGCAUAGAGGACAUAGAAAGGUUUCCUGUCUCUGUAAACCUUGGCACUAGCUCUCUUGAUUACCCAUGGAUGCAACAAGAUUCACAUCAGUCAAGUCCACCUCAAACAAGUGGAAAUUCAGAUUCUGCAUCUGCCCAGUCCCCUUCUAGUUCCACUGGUGAAGCUCAGAGUCUCACGGAUCGGAUUGUUUUUAAACUCUUUGGUAAAGAACCUAGUGAUUUUCCUCUUGUACUCAGAGCACAGAUUCUUGACUGGUUAUCCCACAGUCCAACUGAUAUUGAAAGCUAUAUACGACCUGGUUGUGUCAUUUUGACUAUUUAUCUGCGUCAGGCUGAGGUUGUGUGGGAGGAGCUCAUUUGUUCUUUUUUACAGCUUUGCUUUGAUCUGACUUCCAGUUUGAAUAGGCUUCUGGAUGUCUCAGAUGACGAUUUUUGGAAAACUGGAUGGGUUCACAUAAGGGUGCAGCAUCAGAUAGCCUUCAUUUUCAAUGGCCAGGUUGUCAUCGAUACAUCCCUACCUUUCAGGAGUAACAAUUAUAGUAAGAUUUUGAGUGUAAGUCCAAUUGCUGUACCAGCAUCAAAGACAGCUCAAUUUUCUGUUAAGGGUAUCAACCUGACUCGCCCUGCCACUAGGUUAUUGUGUGCUUUAGAAGGGAAUUAUUUGGUCUGUGAAGAUACUCAUGAGUCUAUGGAUCAAUGCUCCAAGGAUCUUGAUGAGCUUCAGUGCGUCCAGUUUUCGUGUUCUGUCCCUGUGAUGAAUGGGCGGGGAUUUAUUGAGAUUGAGGACCAGGGUUUGAGCAGCAGUUUUUUUCCUUUCAUAGUCGUGGAAGAGGAUGUUUGCUCUGAAAUCUGUGUGCUUGAGCCUUUACUGGAAUCAAGCGAUACUGAUUCAGAUGUUGAAAGGGCUGGACGGAUCCAAGCAAAAAAUCAAGCCAUCGAUUUCAUUCAUGAAAUGGGCUGGCUUCUGCACAGAAGCCAAAUAAAAUCUAGGAUGGUUCACUUGAGUUCUAGUGCAGAUCUGUUUCCAUUAGAUCGAUUCAAUUGGCUGAUGGAGUUCUCUAUGGACCAUGAUUGGUGUGCAGUAGUUAAAAAACUAUUGAACCUCCUGCUUAAUGGAACAGUGAGUACAGGAGACCACGCAUCCCUGUAUCUUGCACUUUCAGAUAUGGGUCUCCUUCACAGAGCUGUGAGGAGAAACAGCAGGCAGUUGGUGGAGCUUCUUUUGAGAUAUGUUCCUCAAAAUAUUUCAGAUACACUAGGACCUGAAGACAAGGCGCUGGUUAACAGAGAGAACCAAAACUUCUUGUUUAGACCUGAUGUUGUUGGUCCUGCUGGUUUGACGCCACUCCAUAUAGCAGCCGGGAAAGAUGGUUCUGAGGAUGUACUUGAUGCUUUGACUAAUGAUCCUUGCAUGGUCGGAAUUGAAGCAUGGAAGAGUGCUCGUGACAGCACGGGGUCCACACCUGAGGAUUAUGCACGUUUACGUGGUCAUUAUACUUACAUCCACUUGCUGCAAAAGAAAAUCAACAAGAGACAAGGAGGGGCUCACGUGGUGGUUGAUAUUCCUAGCAAUCUGACAAGGUUCGUUACAAGCCAGAAUAAAGAUGAAUCGUCUACUACGUUUGAGAUUGGAAAUGCUGAAGUUAGAAAUGUCCAAAAGCAAUGCAAACUUUGCGAUCAUAAGUUGUCAUGUAGAACUGCUGUGAGGAAGUCUUUUGUAUACAGACCUGCAAUGCUGUCAAUGGUGGCCAUAGCAGCAGUCUGUGUCUGUGUGGCUCUUCUGUUCAAAAGCUCGCCCGAAGUUCUGUAUAUAUUCCGACCUUUCAGGUGGGAGUCGUUGGAGUUUGGAACAAGCUAAGAGCUGUUAACCUACAACGUAAAUUUGAUAGACAAUGUAAUAGGGUGUGUUUAUAGACUGUACGACGAGACAUUUGUGUAAUGUUUUUUACAUAUUUACUAUUGACUUGUUUCUUGUGAGAUUGCAUUUCUGGAUUUGCUUGUAUUGUCUGUCUUCCCAGACUCCAUUUGGCUAAAUCCUUGUACAAUAGCAUAAUAAUGCUUGUAUUCUGGCUGCAAUGCAGCGUUUUUCUACAAUGAGGUUAUUUAUUUUAGGCAGCUUCUACUCUGGAUCAUUUGUAUAAGUAAGUUGACUGCAAAGAUGAUCUGUGAUGUGAUA
Cicer arietinum (chickpea) is the source of this 3748-nucleotide messenger RNA. RefSeq names its product squamosa promoter-binding-like protein 1. Gene Ontology annotation, cellular component: nucleus. Lineage: Eukaryota; Viridiplantae; Streptophyta; Magnoliopsida; Fabales; Fabaceae. The record is from RefSeq and is a predicted model, not a curated record. Gene Ontology annotation, molecular function: DNA binding.